AUGAAUAAGUACAAGGAAUACAUUGAUACAUGGAAUCUAAUAUACAAUUUAAAUUCAGAUGAAAUAAACUCAACAACAGGAUUAUACAACGAAAUCAAAGAUAACUUGAUAGAUGCUGGAUAUUUUACACCACAAGAGAUGAUUCAUUCGAUGAGAAAAGUUGGGCUUCAUAGAUUAAAAUAUCGUCAUGCAUACCUAGAGUUAAUGAAAAGAAUAUAUGAAGAAUAUCAUUGUGAUAACGAUUUUGACAUCAGAUCUCUUUCGGAAGCAGAUACUGCUAAUCCAAUUAAUGAAAUUCUAUUAAAUGAUGAUCAGAAAAAAUUAUAUAAUUUUUUAAGACUGGGAAAUCACAAUCUCAAUGAAAUACUUCAAUUUUGUUGCGAACAAGGCGCAGUUAAUUGUUUCUGGGCACUAAUAAAUACAAACAAAGUGCAGAUCACAAAAGAAUGCCUUGAUUCUUCAUUUCUAGGAAACAAUAAAGAAAUUAUCAAAGAAUGUUUGAGAGCACAAAAACCCGAUUCAUCUACAAUGGAAAAUGCAAUUGCAUCUCAUAAUAUGGAUAAUGUUAUGAAAUUGAUAAAUAAAUACCAAUUAAAAAUUCCUCUAGAUAAAUGCGCUGAUCACAAAAAUCUUCAAGUAUUUCUUGAAUAUUUAAAACAAACUAAUGAUAUCAACGGAUGUUUUGUAUAUUCUCCUGCUUUUCAUAUUCAGUCUCUUUGUGAAUAUUUUCUUUCAAAAGAUGCAGAUAUUAAUUAUGUGCAUCAAAAUGGUGACACAGCGCUUUCUGUUGCAGCUAAAGAAAAACAUAAUGAUAUUGCAAAAUAUCUGAUUAUGAAAGGAAGUGAUAUUGAUCAAAAGAUAUUUCCGUCUGGAUCUGCAUUUAAUAUUGCGGUGAAUCCAAACAACACUGAAUUGGUGGAGUUGCUCAAUUCACAUGAGGCCAUUAUCGAUCAAAUAGGAGAUAUUACCCACUUAACAUCACUUCAUAUUGCAACCAUAAAUAAUAAUAAAAAAGUUGUAGAAAUUCUAAUUUCACGUGGUUCAAAAAUAAAUACCAAAGCAACUAAACAUGGAUUUACUCCUCUAUAUUUAGCAUUACUAUUUAAUCAUAAAGAAAUUGCUCAAUUACUUAUUUCACAUGGUGCAAAAAUCAACACAACAGACUUUGAUGGAAAUAAUGCUAUUAUUUAUGCAUUAAUGCAUAAUUCUAGAAAAGUUAAGGAACCAUUACUUAAGCAAUUGGAUAUAAUUUGUAAUUUCCCUGAUGAUUAUAAAAAUUCUUUAAUUUUAGGAAGUAACAAUAAUGAUAUGAUUGAAUUUCUGAUUUCAAAUGGUGCAAAAGUCAAUAGGAAAAAUUUUUAUGGAAAUAGACCUCUUCAUAUAGCAGCAUUAUUAUCUAAUAAAGAAGGCGCCGAAAUAUUAAUUUCUCAUGGUGCUGAAAUAAAUUCUUUAAAUAAAAAUGGUCAGACUCCUCUUGAUAUUGCUGUUAUGCUUAACAAGAAAACACAUGAAGAUAUUCUCAAAAAUAAUAAAAUUGAAAUGAAUAUUGUUCGCGAAAAUAACAUUGAUUUUCUUGAUUCUUUGAUCGAAGAUUCCGAAAUGGAAGCUCUAUUAAAAUCACAUGGGGAAAAACUAAUCCAAACAGCAAAUUAA
Trichomonas vaginalis G3 is the source of this 1653-nucleotide messenger RNA. RefSeq names its product spectrin binding. The record is from RefSeq and is a predicted model, not a curated record. The coding region runs from base 1 to 1653 and encodes 550 amino acids. Lineage: Eukaryota; Parabasalia; Trichomonadida; Trichomonadidae. Gene Ontology annotation, molecular function: protein binding. The transcript has a single exon.